AUGAGAAAGUCAAAUUCAAGAUCAAAAGCCUUCAGUGUCUUCAUACUACUAUUCCAGUUCCUGUGUUGUGUACACGUGUGUUUCUCAAAUGACACAUCAUCACUGAUAACUCUUCGAAAGUUCCUGCUUCAAAGAAAAGAUGUUACAUCAACAUGGUUUGAUUUACAGACACCUCCAUGUAACUGGACUGGAAUAAAGUGUGAAGGUGCUAUCGUGCACCGGAUAUCGCUAUCGUGUACAUUCUCACCUCUCACUCUUCCAUUCCCAAAAAUUCUCACAGAAUUCAAAUCUUUAAAGCAUCUCAAUGUCAGUGGAUGUGGAUUCAAUGGCCAUAUCUACUCUGAUUUCUGGAAUUUGAGCAACUUAGAAACAAUUGAUCUCAGUGAUAACAGAUUGCUAGGUGUUCUUGAUAACAACACCUUUUCAAACCUCAAAAACCUCAAAGUUCUUGUUCUUGAUAGCAAUGGUUUUUCGGGAAGUUUACCAGAGACAAUCGGGCAGCUGAGAAACCUAACCGAACUCUCGGUCAAAUCAAAUUCGUUUUCGGGCAGGCUUCCGUUUGAGCUCGGGUACCUCGAGAAAUUACAGUCGCUUGAUCUCAGUUUAAAUCUCUUCUCUGGUGAUCUUCCUUCCAGUUUGGGUAAUUUAAGUAAGUUGCUGUUCUUCGAUGCAAGUCAUAAUCGGUUUACAGGAUCAAUAUUUUCAGAAAUUGGAAACUUGAAGAAACUCAUGACUCUUGAUCUUUCGAUGAAUUCCUUCACUGGUGAAAUCCCCGAAACAAUUGGUGCUCUUACAGAUCUUACUUAUUUGAAUCUUCAUUCUUGCAAGUUUACAGGGCAUAUUCCUUAUCAAAUGUCGAAGAUGAGUAGUUUGACUAAAUUGAAUAUAGCACAAAACUGUUUCGAAGGAGGAUUGCCUUCAAACUUCGGUGAGUUGAAAAAUCUUGUGUUCUUCAUCGCCAACAAUGCAGGAUUAAGUGGACGAAUUCCUGAAUCGAUGGGAAAGUGUACGAAUUUGAGAAUUCUUGAUCUAGGGUUUAAUUCGUUAUCCGGAUCAUUACCUGAUUCUCUUGCAAACCUUGAAUCGAUAAACUCGUUUACUCUUUUUUCAAAUCGGGUAUCUGGAUCGAUUCCAAUUUGGAUUUCGAAAUGGAAAGAAGUGGAAUCGAUAUUGUGGUCGCAGAAUUUGUUUACUGGAAAUCUUCCUCCGCUUCACAUUCCGUCGUUGACUUUUCUUGACCUGAGUUCCAAUUUGCUUUCCGGCGAGCUUCCGGUGGGAAUCUGUGAAGGGAAUGUGUUACGUGGGUUGGUGUUGUCUAAUAAUCAGUUCACCGGAACAAUAAACAACACUUUCAGGAAUUGCAAAUUCCUCACGGAUUUGGUGUUAUCUGGAAACAAAUUACACGGAGAUAUACCUUCGUAUUUGGGGGAUCUGGAACUGAUUACAUUGGAAUUGUCGAAGAACCGAUUCCAUGGAACGAUUCCGGUUCAGCUCUGGGAUUCGAAAACGAUAAUGGAGAUCUCACUCGGGAAUAAUUUGCUUCAAGGUCGUAUUCCGGAGACAAUCGGAAUGGCGUCCACGAUUGAAAGGUUGCAAUUAGAUAACAAUCUCUUCGAAGGAAAUAUCCCGAGUUCGAUCGGUGAACUUAAGAAUCUGACGAAUUUGUCGCUCCAUGGUAACAUGUUAACUGGUGAGAUUCCAUUAGAGCUUUUCGAAUGCAGGGAUUUGGUUUCUUUGGAUCUCGGAUCAAACAAACUCACCGGUGGAAUUCCGAAAUCGAUAUCUCAGCUGGAAUUACUCGAUAACCUUGUUCUAUCAAACAACAAACUCUCCGGAUUCAUACCUACAGAGAUCUGUUCCGGUUUUCAGAAAGUCGCGUUACCUGAUUCCGAAUUUGUCCAGCAUUACGGGAUGCUUGAUCUGUCGAACAACAACUUUUCCGGCGAAAUUCCGACGUCGAUCAAGCAAUGCAUCAUUGUACGACAGCUAGUUCUCUCUCAUAAUCAACUUUCUGGAAUCAUUCCUUACGAGAUUUCCGAAUUGUCAAACCUAACUUCACUCGAUCUCUCCUUUAAUCUUCUUUCCGGCGCAAUUGUUCCCCAAUUCUUCUCGAUGAAAAAUCUCCAGGGUUUGGUGAUUUCUCACAACAAAUUAACCGGUUCAAUCCCUGAUAAUUUCGGUUCCUUGAUGCCGAAUUUGGUCAAACUCGAUAUAUCAAGUAAUUCAUUCACCAACUCUUUACCUUCAUCGAUCUUCAACAUCGAGACUCUUCAAUACUUGGAUGUUAGCAUGAAUUCUUUCACUGGAAGAUUAUCGUUUACCCUUACAACCACAACCUCUCUUUUCGCUCUAAACGCCAGCAACAACCUUUUCUCCGGUGCUCUAGAUCCUUCCAUUUCCAAUCUAACAGCUCUUACCAUUUUAGACAUUCACAAUAACACCAUCAACAGCACCUUACCUUCUCUCUCCACUCUUUCCGCGUUGACUUAUCUUGACCUUUCCCAAAACAACUUCCAAAAUUCAUUCCCCUGUAGUAUUUGCAACAUCGAAGGCCUCUCAUUCGUCGGAUUCUCCGGGAACAAAUUCACCGGACCCGUUCCCGAAUCUUGCACCAAACCAAACUCAUGUUUCCCAAACUACCCUUCCCCUUCCCAACACACCUACAAACCAAAUCACGCUUCUCUUUUAGGGAUUAUACUUAGCGUGACAUUCGUUUUCGUGGUGUUUUUACUCAUUGUUCUCCUGAGAAGAAAGAUAUUGAAACAAAAAGAUGUAAAUUCAGACAAGAUUUCAAAAGCAACAAAAACGAAUUCCAAAUAUGGUCUUUUACGAAAAAGACCAAAAGAACCCUUGAGCAUAAACAUCGCAACAUUCGAGCAAUCUCUACUUCGUUUAAACCACCACGACAUCUUAUCCGCAACCGAAAAUUUCAGCAAGACUUACAUAAUCGGAGACGGCGGUUUCGGGACAGUUUACAAAGCGAUACUUCCGGAAGGUCAAACCAUCGCGGUCAAACGUCUCAACGGCGGCCGAACACACGGCGAACGCGAAUUCCUCGCCGAAAUGGAAACAAUCGGGAAAGUCAAACACGAAAACCUCGUCCCGUUACUAGGAUACUGUGUCUUUGCAGACGAACGGUUUUUAAUAUACGAAUACAUGGCAAACGGGAGUCUGGAUGUCUGGUUGAGAAACCGCGCAGACGCAGUCGAAGCACUCGACUGGCCAACCCGAUACAAGAUCUGUAUCGGGUCGGCUCGCGGACUGGCGUUUUUACACCAUGGAUUCGUCCCGCAUAUAAUUCACCGUGAUAUCAAAUCGAGUAAUAUUUUGUUAGACAGUAAGUUUGAAGCACGUGUAUCGGAUUUUGGUCUUGCGAGGAUAAUUAGCGCGUGUGAGAGCCACGUCAGCACGUUGUUGGCGGGGACGUUUGGGUAUAUUCCUCCGGAGUACGGUCAAAAAAUGGUGGCGACGAGUAAGGGAGAUGUUUAUAGUUUUGGGGUGGUGAUGUUGGAGUUGGUGACGGGGAGGGAGCCAACUGGACAGGGUGACGUGGAAGGUGAGAAUCUUGUGGGAUGGGUGAGGGGUAUGGUUGGAAAUAGGAGGGAGUUUGAGGUUUUGGAUCCUUGUUUUUAUGGGAGUUGGAUGUGGAAGGAUCAGAUGUUGGGGGUGCUUGCGAUUGCUCAAUUGUGUACGAAUGAUCAGCCUAGGAAACGGCCUACUAUGCUUGAUGUUGUGAAAAUGUUGAAGGAGCUUAAUACGUGUAAGGAAAUUGUGUAGUUGAUUAUGUUAUUUUUUGUGUCUUAUGUAGUUCAAUUUGGUGAAAUCGGAUAUAACCAAUUUGGUUUGUGAAA
This is a messenger RNA of Lactuca sativa (garden lettuce), 3851 nucleotides long. RefSeq names its product leucine-rich repeat receptor protein kinase MSP1. Gene Ontology annotation, molecular function: ATP binding; protein kinase activity; protein binding. The record is from RefSeq and is a predicted model, not a curated record. Lineage: Eukaryota; Viridiplantae; Streptophyta; Magnoliopsida; Asterales; Asteraceae. Gene Ontology annotation, biological process: protein phosphorylation.